This is a messenger RNA of Fusarium proliferatum ET1, 912 nucleotides long. Its product is annotated as putative nuclease S1 precursor. Gene Ontology annotation, molecular function: nucleic acid binding; endonuclease activity. Bases 1 to 912 code for a protein of 303 amino acids. Gene Ontology annotation, biological process: DNA catabolic process. The record is from RefSeq and is a predicted model, not a curated record. The transcript has 3 exons. Lineage: Eukaryota; Fungi; Ascomycota; Sordariomycetes; Hypocreales; Nectriaceae.
AUGAAGCUCCUCUCAGCUGGCGCGCUGGCUCUUGGCCUCGCUAACUUGCCUAGCACUUUUGCUUGGGGCAGUCUCGGUCACAUCACCACCGCUUACCUCGCCAGUCACUUUGUCGCAAACACCACCGAGGCUCACCUCAAGUAUAUUCUCUAUAAUGACGAGGAAGACUAUUUGGCUAAAAUAGCCUCAUGGGCAGACUCAAUUCGCUACACAGAUUGGGGUCGAUACACCAAGACCUUUCACUUCAUCGACGCUCAUGACAGCCCUCCUAACAAGUGUGACGUCGACUUUGAGCGCGAUUGCAAGGACGAUGGUUGUGUCCUCACCGCCCUCAAGAACUACACCCAGCAGUCAGUUGAGCCUCAGUUGCCCUUCUGGCAGCGCAACCAGGCCGCCAAGUUUGUCGUUCACUUUAUCGGGGAUCUGCACCAGCCUCUACAUAACGAAAAUGUCGAAAAGGGAGGUAACGGUCUUGCAGUGACAUUUGACGGCCGCACAUUCAACCUCCACCACGUCUGGGACAGUUCUAUCGCCGAGAAGCUGUUGGGUGGUCUGCACGGCGACCCCUUCAAGCUCGCCAACAGCUGGGCCAACCAGCUUGCAGUCGAGAUCACAGACGGCAAGUUCGCAGAGGCAAAAGACGCGUGGUUGAAGGAUCUAGACUUCAGUGACCCCAUCAGCACGGCACUUGCUUGGUCCCGAGAGGCCAAUGCGCUCGUCUGCACUCACGUUCUGCCCGAGGGUGCCGAUGCCAUUGUCGGUCAGGAACUCGGAGGCGAGUACUUUGAGAAGGCGGCCCCGGUCAUUGAGGAGCAGGUUGCCAAGGCCGGUUACAGAAUGGCUGCCUGGCUGGACAAGAUCGUUGAGGCUUACAAGGAUGUUGAGCAGAAGCAGAUGUCCGAGGAGCUCUGA